Molecule: messenger RNA, 697 nt
Organism: Anopheles funestus (African malaria mosquito)
Lineage: Eukaryota; Metazoa; Arthropoda; Insecta; Diptera; Culicidae
Exons: 3
Coding region: 133-468 (111 amino acids)
Source: RefSeq, a predicted model, not a curated record
UCGUCUCUUUGGUCGUGCUAUAAAAAGCAAAGCAUAUCAGUAAAGUUGUUCAUUUAUGCAUUAUCAGCUAGCAAGUAACGUGUAGUAGUUGUAGUAGUAGUACCCCCGUUCCAGAUUUCAAAAGCCACAACCAUGCGGAUUAGUUUGGUGAUCCUUGCGGCAUUUAUGCUUCUGUUCCUGCUCGUCGAAUCUGCUGCAGCCGGCAAACGGCGGAAAAUCAUCAUCCAUGUACCGGUCAAAGUGAAGCAGCAGAAGCAUGUGCACACGGAAGUGAAAACGGUGCACCACCAUCACAAACCGACGGUGAUCAAGGAGGAGAAGAUCGUGAAGAAAGAGGUACACAAGCCGGUCGUGAUCAAGGAGGAGGUGGAGCACGAACACUUCCAUCAUCACUACAAGCACGAUCAUCCAACGUUCGAGAUCGAUGGUCACGAUGCGAAUGGGCUGGGCUCGAGCUUAAUCAGCUAGGCUGGUAGGCGAACGCUACCGAACUACACUGCCACCGGAAACUAUUACGAUAAGGUGCAUGGAAAUGAAGAAAAGGUUAAUAACAAUUUGCAAAAACGGAACCACACAAAACAAAACGGACGGUAAAAUAGAAAACAUAAACAAUGAAAAAAAAAAAAACAUAAUGAAACAACCCAAAAAGGGAGGAAAAAUCAACUACAUAAACAUUAAUAAAAUACCUUAAAAAUAA